GUUGUGGUCCAAACCAACUGUUCAGUCUAAGAUCAGAAGACCCAGUAUAAUAUAUAAAUAUAUAUAUAUAUAUAUAUAUAUUGCAGAACUCUAUGGGAUAAAUUGGAAGUGAAGAGAAGAGAACAAAGAAAACAACAGAAUAGCCAAAAACAAAAACAUGGAUUGGAACGGAAACCUGCUGCUAAGACCCUCUCUGGACAAUUCCUUAAGCUUUCUCCCAACUUAUAACUACGACAACCACUACCCAGGCGUAGAGAUGAAGUAUCCGGUGGGGGGGGCGCUGCCGCACAUGGUGGUGACGGGUAUAGGGAAGAGCAAUAGUGGUUAUAGCGGGAAUGAGGAGCAGAAGAAGAAGAAGAAGAAGAAUCGGCUGACGAGCGAGCAGUUGGAGUUAUUGGAGAGCAGCUUCCAGGAGGAGAUAAAGCUGGAGCCGGAGAGGAAGAUGAGGCUGGCCAGGGAGCUGGGGCUUCAGCCUCGCCAAAUAGCCAUUUGGUUCCAGAACCGGCGCGCCAGGUGGAAGGCCAAGCAGCUCGAAAGGCUCUAUGAUGCUCUCAAGCACGACUUUGAUCUUGUUUCCAUGGAGAAGCAGAAGCUCCAACAAGAGGUGGAGGAGUUGAAAGCUAAGAUGAAGGAGCAAGCUUUCAAGAGCCGGCAACCCACCGAAAUCUCCAUUGAAGAGACAGUCGACAGCGCAUCGGUGGAAAAUCGAAACUCCAGGAAACCCGAAACAAGCCAUCGGCAGACGGCUAAAGGCGACUACAUUUUCAACGUCGAGGACUACAAUUCGGUGAUGCCGCUCCCUUACUGGGGUGCUGUUAAUCUGUCCUCUUAUCCAUGAAAGGCUGCUCUCCUGUUCAUAACAAUAACUUGUAACUUGUCUUAAUUAGCUACUUAAUUAGUUUAGAAAUUAGGUUAGUUAUUUGACUUCUAGCAGAAAUUAGGUCGACAGAAAACUCAAAUCUAUUGUAUUACGCUGCGGCAGGCAAUGAGCUCUUGGUGAGGACCUCCAAAGGAUUGUUUGUUGGUUAAUCGCUGAUAUAUAACUUGGAAAAUGGCUACUUCGGCAUUUCAUAUUACUGCCAUAAAAGG
Molecule: messenger RNA, 1089 nt
Organism: Diospyros lotus (date-plum)
Lineage: Eukaryota; Viridiplantae; Streptophyta; Magnoliopsida; Ericales; Ebenaceae
Product: homeobox-leucine zipper protein ATHB-22-like
Exons: 3
Coding region: 158-838 (226 amino acids)
Biological process (GO): positive regulation of DNA-templated transcription
Cellular component (GO): nucleus
Molecular function (GO): DNA-binding transcription factor activity, RNA polymerase II-specific; sequence-specific DNA binding
Source: RefSeq, a predicted model, not a curated record